Messenger RNA from Scleropages formosus (Asian bonytongue), 1188 nucleotides. RefSeq names its product G-protein coupled receptor family C group 5 member C-like. The transcript has 4 exons. Gene Ontology annotation, molecular function: protein kinase activator activity; G protein-coupled receptor activity. The record is from RefSeq and is a predicted model, not a curated record. Gene Ontology annotation, biological process: G protein-coupled receptor signaling pathway. Gene Ontology annotation, cellular component: signaling receptor complex; plasma membrane; intracellular membrane-bounded organelle. Lineage: Eukaryota; Metazoa; Chordata; Actinopteri; Osteoglossiformes; Osteoglossidae. The annotation marks the transcript as partial.
UCACCUUCAACCACAGUCCCUCCUAAUGGCUGCGGCCCUUCCGUCCUGCCACUCUACUACAAACUGUGUGACCUACAUGCUAUGUGGGGUGUGGUGGUGGAAUCGCUGGCUGCAGCUGGUGUGGUCACCUCUUUUGUUUUGCUGGUGGUUCUGUUGGCCAGCCUGCCCUUUGUGACGGACCAGAAGAGGAGGAGCUCGAUGGGGUUACAGACUGGCUUCUUGGUGUGCACCAUGGGCCUCUUCAGUCUGACCUUUGCCUUCAUUGUGGGGCAAAGCUUUGCCAACUGUGUGGCCCGCCGCUUCCUGUUUGGUGUCCUGUUUGCUGGCUGCUUUGCCUGCCUGCUGAUACAGGGUGUGCGGCUCAAUGUGGUAGCACACCGCGAUCGUGGUCCCCAGGGCUGGAUGCUCUGUCUGGGGGCAUUGGGGCUCUGGCUAGUGGAGGUGAUAGUCAACAUCGAAUGGAUAGUCAUCACCGGUGAAGCCGUACACUGCUCAACAUCACAGCAGGACUUUGCCAUGGCACUUAUCUACGUCAUGCUCCUUCUCCUCGGCACCAUGCCAGUUGCUGUGUUGACCCUAAUGGGCAAGCAACACUGGCGUAGGGAGGGAGCAUUCCUCCUAGCUACUGCCUCAGUCUCCUUCGCUAUCUGGGUAGUGUGGCUCACCAUGUACCUCUAUGUGAACAAGUCCAUUGGUAAUUCCAGCUGGGAUGACCCUACUCUAGCCAUUACCCUUGUCACCAAUGGUUGGGUAUUCCUCAUCCUCAGCUCCACUCCACAGAUCUGCAUGCUCACCGAGAAUAGCGAGAUGAACUUUGACUAUGAGGAGGCCAGCUAUGAGAAUGUCUUGAAGCAGCAUCAAGUGUCUAAAAAUAUUUAUGUGGAGAACAAGGCCUUCACCAUGGAGGAGCCAAACCCAGAAGUCACACUGGAAAACAAUGACUUCAAAGCACUGACGGCAUCCCCCUACAGCAGCUACACCGGGCAACUGCGAGGUUGUGUGUACCAGCCCACUGAGCUGGCCUUGAUCUCCAAAGGCUUAUCCACUAAACAGAAGGAAUGGUCGUAUGAGACAUCGAUGACACGGAUCACCCCCACUCCUCACUCAAGGAGCUGCAGUCCAACUACCGCAUGCUCGGAUCACACCCUUUCCACAAUUGGGCCUUCACAUAGCAGCACUGUAGGUUGA